Molecule: messenger RNA, 7018 nt
Organism: Triplophysa rosa
Lineage: Eukaryota; Metazoa; Chordata; Actinopteri; Cypriniformes; Nemacheilidae
Gene: ogfrl1
Product: opioid growth factor receptor-like 1
Exons: 9
Coding region: 4045-5178 (377 amino acids)
Cellular component (GO): membrane
Molecular function (GO): opioid growth factor receptor activity
Source: RefSeq, a predicted model, not a curated record
AUUGUAUUGUAGAGUAUUGUAGUGUAUUAUAGAGAAAAUACCCACAGCAUAGCCUAUUAUAAAGUCUUGGCUCAUUUUCAGCACAAAUAAAUCCAUCCACCUGCAAACUGCUGGAGACGGCACACAUUGCUUUGAGUUUCAUAAACACCAUCACAUCUGAAUAAAACACCCGUCAACACAGAAUCUGUCAUUUUGUACAAGAUAGCAUUUUCCUUGCAAACUUUUAAACAUCAUAGUGGGGGUUUUUAGACAAGGAAUAGAAAUGAUUUGUCUCUAAGCGAACAAGUACCUCUGAGUAAUUUCUCAGAGAAAUGGCCAGAGAAGCUUUUGAAAGUUUAAUGGUUGUGCUAUUUAUGUAAGUGCUGUAUGCAGGAGUGUGACGUGUCUGUUGCUGGCGGCCAUGAGCUUUGGACAUGCUUUGAAGCCGUGUCUGGUCCCCUUAGCUGUGUUUCUAAUGCCUAAUCUGCUUCUUCUCCUGCAGGGACCGGGGCUUUUUUCAAAGGCACUGUUUUCAUAAUGCUGCUCCUGAAUGUGAGACUCAAAGGAAAAUUCAAAGAAGCCUCUAUUGCGAAAGGAUGUCAUCUGCAGCUGUCGGUCGACAAUAUGACAACAAGGGUGACAGGCACAGCUAUCAAAUGCAAUGUCAUAUACACUGUUCUUUGUCAGAAGCACAACACGAUUGAAAAGGUAACCUGUAGGCUCUGCCGCUUGUCCUUUUUUUACCAUAGCCUAUUAAGUAUUAUGUGACCUUGCAGGCUUUUGAACGCACAGUAAAAACGGGGACAUUCAUGCUGUUCGCCACAGCUUCAGCUGGAGACAAGCCAUAAAAAAAUGCUUGUCUAGUGUGGAAAGCCAUCUGUAUUUGGCAUUUUGUGUGACCCACAUAUAUUCCUGCAGGGACAGCGGAUAAGAAAAUCUGGCCAUGUUUUGACAAGGCAGUGUAGAGAAAUUACAGUUGUAGUGGAGGAAUGUGUUUAAUAUAUGUAGGGAGGAAACAUCACUUUUGACAACAAAACUUGAAAUGCUGCAUUGACAGUUCAGAAAAUGUUACUAGUAAGGGAGUGACUUUUCUGGAGUAAGAUAAGUCAGGGUUCGAAUUGAGGGGGGAGUGGAGCGGUCCCGGACCCCUCAUAAGGUCUAAAAUAAUUACCCCUGGUUUUUCGUUAAAAAAAAAGUUUUUAGUCUAGUUUUAGUCAAAUAGUCAUGCUAAAACAAAACACUAUUGUCUGUUAUUUGUAUAAAUUUAAUAAGACGCAAAUUAAAAUUACAUUUUUAUCCAUGCAUGCUCAAGCACGCCACAUGGUGUUCAAUGAAGACAUGUACAGAGAUGUCGCACUGAGACACUGGCCGUGUACGGAUUUUCUCAUAUUGAAAGCGUUUAUCUUAAAACUCAACAGUUAAUUUUGAUAUUAAGUCUUUCUUUAUGUACGCUGUUAUCUCACAUUGUCAAAACAGAUGAGGUGCGGUACUGAGGGACAUACAGGUGGUGGAAAACAUAAGAAAGGUAGCGAAAAUAAUUUAAAUCUUUUGCUCUCCCCAAGAACAUUGCGUUCAUGUGACAAACUUUUGCGUUUCCCCAAAAAUAUUUUUCUUUCCCUCAGAAAACGUUCACAUUUCCCAGAGAUUAUUUUGCACUCCCUUCUGCAAACAUGAGCUCCGACUUUGACCAGAAGGCUUUCGCCCACAGGAAUGACAUUAGUUUAUUCUGCAUUGGUUCAUAUGGAUUAUUUUUAUAUACUUGUACACGGUGACUGGCUGUUGUGGCAGCACAGCCACUGCUGACUUUGAGGCGAUCCUCUCCCUCACUCGUUCCAAAUAAUUUUUUAUUAAUAUUGCAAAAAAAGGGAACAGCACUGCAUUACAAUAAUAUAAAGAAAAAAAAUCAAAGGACAAUAAAUGAUCUCUACCUCAUGUGGAUCUCUUUUAAUGGAUUAUCAACAUUUUAAGGACAUUUAUGUGUCUAAUGUGGUUAAAUUACUGUGACCCAAACUAUCAUGUGAUUGAUGUAGCCUACUGGCAGCUCCGUCUAUUUUUUUUAGGGCUGGUUAUGGGACCCCCCAAGAGCUUUGACACAAUUCGAACACUGAGAUAAGUUACUUGAGAACAAUAACACCACAUGAUCUAUACAGUAUAUGCUCUAAUACAGAAAUAAAAUGUACAUAAACAUUAGCCAGUGUUUGAAAUUUUCUGAUUCACUACACACUUUGGGGCGGUUUCCUGGACAGGGCUUAAAACUAGUCCCAGAAUAAUUUAAAUGUUAGAGGUGUCUUCAUCGAAAACAACUUACACUGACAUAUCUUAAAAUAUAUCAGUGCGGUUGUUUUGUCUCGAGAUGCACACCAGUAAUGUUUUUGUGAGGUAUGUUUUUUUAAAACGAUUUAAAUAUCCUAAUUUAACUAAAGCCUAGUCCUGGUUUCAGAUAAUCCCUGUCUGGGAAACCACCUCUUAGUUUCUGUUUUACAGACUAGAACCAUGCAGCAUGCAGGAGUUUUAUUAUGUUCUUGAAUGUUAUAAUUGCAUGGGUGGAGCAGGGCAUCCUUCCUGCAGCUUUGGUUUCAGUCAGGAAACAACCCUUCCCAUGUCAUAGGCAUUUGAAUUGUUAAUUAACUAAUUCAUUAAAAUGUGUAUUGCUAAUUAAAAAAAACUGCACUGAGUCACCUAUGUGUCUCUCAUCAGUGGAGUUCAAGCAUCAAUACUCAAGAAUCUGUGGACAAAGCUGACUUGGUUCCUGCCUGCAGCACCAAUCAAUCUGGUGGGCUAUUCUAACAGGGUGGAUUCUUACAACAGUACCUUCUAUGAUUUUCAGGCGAUUACCAUAUAAUUUUUUAUGGGGAUGCAUUGAGAAAUGUGAAUUGUUGAUGGCGUGCUGUCAGUUCCAUAAACUUGUGUUUAUGAACUCACAUCUCUUUAAAGGUCCAGUGUGUAAUUUUUUGAAGGAUCUAUUGACAGAAAUGCAAUAUAAUAUACAUAACUAUAUUUCUACAUACACCACGGGUCUCCUUAUACAUGGAAUUCUCCAUGUUGUUUCUACAGUAGCCCUAAACGGACAAACUGCUCUACAGAGCGCGUUUCGUAAAUACGUUAUCUCCUUUGGCAAAGAAGCGAAAACACGACAACAUCUUAGUUCUGUGUCAGCCACCGUAGUGCUUCGAAAGGUACAGGGAAAGUGGAAUGAGCCGUUGGUUUUCAAUUCGUUAUCUUGAUGCCGCUAAAAUCUCCACAUUGCUUUAAAGAUUCACCCAAAAAUAAAAAAUAGUGUAAAAAUCACUAUGUUUGUACAGAUUUACUGUGCAGUAUGUUGUGUUUCUUUAAAGUAUUUAUCACUUUAAUUCACACUGUGAAGGAUAUUGUAGCAUUUGUCAUUGGUACAGUAAGUCAAGCUUUUUAGGGGGUCUGCCUAAUAAAUACAAGUAAAUGUUUUUCUAAAUUUUUUUCUCUGUGUCAUUAACAUUUGUCAUUAUCAAACACCGAAAAAUGUCAGAGUUGUCGGUGUUAAGCUGUGUAAUGUGUUUUUCUUCAGUAGAGCAGGGGUGAUCAUUGCUCUGACAGUGCUCUACCCCUCAAGGGCUAUUCCGUGUUCAUCCACACGUCCAACUGUGUUCUGGAGAAUGUAGCGGGAAAGGAGGGAGAGAUGCACAAAGAAAGCAUUGACGAAAUGAGGAACCGAGAAAGAUGGCCAAAGAAAUGAGGCCGGUCAGCUCAGUUCAGACAAGAGAAACCGAAGAGUAGAAUCAUCGAGGAGUACGUUGACAGCUACGGUACGGAUUGUGACAUCCCGCCUUGUCCUCUCUUUUCCCCGGAGUGCCGUCCGCGCCAGCACAGACAAUGUCAAUCACAGAAAAUAGAAGCAACUGCCACAGACUGCUAUGACUCUUUUGUUGCGAAUGACUGAAAUCUGACAGACAGCUGGAAAUCCCGUUAGACGCAUAAAAGGGACCCAAAACGGCUCCGCAUCACAUCAAAGCUCGCUGCCGAGCCGUAGGGUCACACGAGGACGUUCAAAUAUGUGGGCACGAGGGUAAAUUUGGACAGCGGCGGGAUUAAAUGGGCAAUCUGAUGGGAAGCUGGAGAUAUAAGGAGCCGAGCACCGUGGAGGAAUGCGACUCGACGUGGGAAAGCGACUCGGAGAGCGAUGAGCAGCAUCAGCAGCAGCUGGGAGAAGAGGAGGAGGACAGCGGCAUCUCUGAGUCCAUCAGCCCGUCAGAAACAGGCAGAGGAACGGAGCAGCUGGAUCACGGAUCGCCGCAGUUUGUUGAUAUGCUGGAAUCCUCCACCAGAAUGAAAAGGAGUUUUUAUGCAGCCAAGGACCUGUACAAGUAUCGCCAUAGUUAUCCGAACUACAAAGAACCCCGACGGACGAAUGAGUACCGCAAUCUUAGGUUCUAUCUCAAUAAAAUACCCCUUGUGCCAGAUGGUAUUUAUAUUGAAGAAAUCCUCACCAAAUGGAGGGGAGACUAUGACAAGCUAGAGCACAAUCACACAUACAUUCAAUGGCUUUUCCCACUCAGAGAACAAGGCCUCAAUUUUUAUGCUCAAGAACUCACUCAGGAUGAGAUAAAGGAAUUCCAAAGCACUCGGGAAGCCAAGAGACGCUUCCUCCUAGCCUACACCAUCAUGUUGGAUUUCUUUGGGAUCAAGCUCCUGGAUAAAAAUGGGAAUGUGGCUCGAGCUCAGAACUGGCAAGACCGCUUUCAGCAUCUGAAUGAGUCACAGCACAACUAUCUGCGUAUAACCCGUAUUCUGAAGAGCCUCGGUGAGCUGGGCUUCGAACACUUCAAGUUGCCUCUUGUUCGUCUGCUGCUAGAGGAGGCGCUGGUCGAGGGCACUUUACCCAACAUGCGUCACAGCACACUGGAGUAUUUUGUCUACACUCUGCGCCAACACUCUCAGAGACGCGCCCUGCUCCGCUUCGCCCAGCGCCACUACCACCCGCCAGAGAACUUCAUCUGGGGUCCUCCCAGGAGGAAACGUGGUCCUGGGACAUCUGGAUGUGCUGGGACAAGAGCUGGGAAGCCGGAGGUCACGGACAGGAGCGCAGGGAAAGCAAGGUCUCCUAAAGAGGGCAGGAAUCAGAGUAACUUAGAGAGAGAGACAGAGGAUACAGACAGGAGUGAGGAGUGGAUAAUGGCGAAAGGACGGAUAGAUACAGAAGAAUACAUUGAGACCAUUCCGCUGUAAAAAUAAAAACAGGGGAAUUCUGGGAAAGCAGGUGCGCAGGUCAGUUUAGGCUGAGGUUAAAGUUAGGAAAAAGAACGGCACAGCAAUAUUAUUCCAUAUCUUGGCCUUUUAGAGACUUUGUGAUCAACUUGACUGUUUGGCAUUUCUUUUUUAAAAACAGGGUUUUUAUUAACUCUGAAUACUUGUAAGCUGAUAAAUUUAUCUAUUGUAGUUCUUGUCGAUAUUUGCAGUCCUAUAAAGAGUUCUUAGCAAUGUGUGAAUAUAAACAGUGUAAGUGCUGCAGUACCUGACAUGAUAACACACGUGUGUGUUUGUGUGAAAUAUUGCACUUUUGACUAUCUAGUCUUCCCCUGUGGGAGAACAUUAUUCUAAUCUACAGACAUUGAGACAUUGCUGUCUCUCAGUUAUUCUCUGUGUUUAGAUCUGGCGUGAGUUUCUUAUAUCCGAUACUUGUAGCUCCUUGUAACAAUUCAUUAGGAUAGUGUGAAUAUACAUUCAGGAAUCUUCAGGUAAUUAACAACCAUGUAUGUUUGUAUAGAUAUGAGUGAGGUAACCACUUUAAUCCAGUUCUCUAAUAAGUCUUGCAAUAUAAAGUGCCUAUUUGAUUUUUUACAGCAUAUGUACGUGCUAGUGUGUAUGCUGCCUUUCUAAUCAAACUUAUGUGAAUAGUGUAUGAGUGAAGACAAUCAGGGCUAUUAAUGGUCACAUCCACAUACAAUACAUAUAUAUGAGCCGAUUUAUUAGUAUUGAUGACGUAUACUCAGAGGGCUUGGCAAUACCUCCACAUCUGUGUGUAUGUGUGCGAAUGUUAUCAAGUUCUGCCUUUUUGAUUUAGAAGGGAAAUGAUGACGAGGAGCAGAAAUAUAUCUACUACUAUCCCUCUGUCGUCUUACUCUAGUUUGGAGAGAAAAUAGUGGGUGGUAUGCGGUUACCAAGCCUCUUUCACACACAUUUUACAUUAAACAUUGAGGGCUAUAACACCCCUGUUCUUGGCAAUCUUUCCAUCUUGAUUUUAUUUUAGUCAGUAUUUGCUUUGUAACCCAAGGUUCAUUAAACCUAUUUUGCUCUCUGAUUCCUCCAAAUGGACAGAAAGUGUUUAAUAUCAGGAAACAAAUUAUUUAUAUUUUUCCUUAAAAGAAUGUUCCAGGUUCAAUACAUGCUAAGCUCUAUCAACAGCAUUUAUGGCAUAAAGUGAUAGGUCACCCAAAAUGAAAAUUCUGUCAUCAUUUACUCACCUUGUUAUUUUAAACCUGUAUGACUUUAUUUCUUCAGCCGGACACAAAAGAAGACAUUUUGAAGAAAUUUGGUAACCGAACAUCACCGGUCCCCAUUCACUUCUAUUGUAUGGACACAAAACCAAUGCAAGUGAAUGGGGGCCAGUUAACAACAUUCUUCAAAAUAUCUUCUUUUGUGUUCUGAGGAAGAAAGUCAUACAGAUUUGAAAUGACAAGAGGGUGAGUAAAUGAUGACAGAAUUAUUUUUUUUAUUUUAAAAAAGCUUCACAUUUUUGUUGUUAAACCCUUUGCAAUGUCAAUCUAUUGAAUUAUUAAUAACUGUGUACAACAAGUUGAAAAUAUUCUCUAUAAAAAAACAAAUAUGCUAAAAAAUACAAUGGACUUAUUAAACCUGGAACAUUCUUUUGUGAACCUGUGGUUUUAAAGACUGUUUAAAGAUUCUCUUCUAUUAAUUCUCUCAAGCCAGAGAAACCACAAUAAUCUUUCAGUGUAUCUCGUACUUGUGUGGUAACUGUUUGACGGUCUCAUGCAAGUCACUGUUUUUCUAUGUAACUUUAUUGGUAAGUGAUGAUUUGUAUAUCGUGGCCUAAUAAAGUGCAGCUCUU